AGAUUUGGGGUUUUAUCAAAGAAAACUAGGAACCCACACUGAAGCUGAAAAGGAAUGGACGGAGGCGCGACGUACCAGCGGUUUCCGAAGGUGAAGAUCCGGGAGAUGAAGGACGACAUAAUGAAGUUCGAGCUUCGGGAGACAGACGCGAGCGUGGCGAACGCGCUGCGGCGCGUGAUGAUCUCGGAGGUGCCGACGGUGGCCAUCGACCUGGUAGAGAUCGAGGUGAACUCGUCGGUGCUCAACGACGAGUUCAUCGCACACCGCCUGGGCCUCAUACCGCUCACCAGCGACCGCGCCAUGAGCAUGCGCUUCUCGCGCGACUGCGACGCCUGCGACGGCGACGGCCAGUGCGAGUUCUGCUCCGUCGAGUUCCAUCUCCGUGCCAAGUGCCUCUCAGACCAGACACUCGACGUCACCAGCAAGGACCUCUACAGCUCCGACCACACCGUCGUCCCCGUCGACUUCACCGAUCCCAACGACCCCAACGAGCAGAGGGGGAUUAUCAUUGUGAAGUUACGCCGUGGACAAGAACUGCGGCUGAGGGCUAUAGCCCGAAAAGGAAUUGGUAAAGAUCAUGCAAAAUGGUCGCCUGCAGCUACUGUCACAUUCAUGUAUGAACCAAUGAUUAGGAUCAAUGAAGACUUGAUGGAGACUUUGUCACUUGAGGAGAAAAAAACUUGGGUUGAAAGUAGUCCUACCAAAGUGUUCGACAUAGACCCUACUAGCCAACAGGUCGUAGUGGUUGAUCCCGAGGCAUACACUUAUGAUGAUGAAGUGAUCAAGAAAGCAGAUGCUAUGGGGAAGUCAGGGCUUGUAGAGAUCGAAGCCAAAGAAGACAGUUUUAUAUUUACUGUAGAAUCUACUGGUGCAGUCAAAUCAUGUCAGUUGGUUCUCAAUGCCAUUGAAAUACUGAAACAGAAGCUUGAUGCAGUUCGCCUAUCAGAUGAUACUGUAGAAGCUGAUGAUCAGUUUGGUGAACUAGGUGCUCAUAUGCGAGGAGGAUGAUCUCUUUGGUAAAGAGGACUAAUCAAUUGAUCCUUCUAGGUUAUAGGAUAUCAAUUGAAUUGCACAUUUUGUGGGACUUGGCCAUAUGUUGUACUAACUGCAUCUUCCAUUCUCUCUUAUUUAACGUGUGCUAUGGAUGCUACUUACCCAACAAAAAAAAAAAAAAAGGUGCUGUGGAAGCUUAAUCUGUUUUGAGCAAAGUAUGUCUCUAUUGACAUUAAUUUAUAUUUUCUUUGUUUUCUUUGAGAACUUGUCAUGUCAUGACAUGUUACCUGCUAGCAAAACCCCUGUACACUGUGUUUAUUAUUAGAUAUAGCAUAGAUUGUACUUAUACACAUAAUCUUCAGUUUGAUAUCCCAGACAGUGGAGACACUGUAUGAUAUAUGUUAAAUCCCAUAUUGGAUCA
Messenger RNA from Alnus glutinosa, 1414 nucleotides. Its product is annotated as DNA-directed RNA polymerases II, IV and V subunit 3-like. Gene Ontology annotation, cellular component: RNA polymerase II, core complex. The record is from RefSeq and is a predicted model, not a curated record. The transcript is spliced from 3 exons. Gene Ontology annotation, biological process: DNA-templated transcription. NCBI's taxonomy places the organism in Eukaryota, Viridiplantae, Streptophyta, Magnoliopsida, Fagales, Betulaceae. The coding region runs from base 55 to 1008 and encodes 317 amino acids. Gene Ontology annotation, molecular function: protein dimerization activity; DNA binding; DNA-directed RNA polymerase activity.